CACGGUCACAUUGGAUUUAAAUGACUGAAAUGCUCAUUUGAGAUACAUGUGGGACGCAAUAAGAUGCAGUCAUGUACUCCAGUAAAUUUGCACGAUUAGCUUUCGGGCUGUUAGCAGAAUCUACGUUCAUAUGCCGGCUAACCCGAAACGUGUCCUUUAAAGGGAAACCAUUGCGUUCUCUGUGCAGCUGGACGGUGUGUCAGCAUCACCGACAGAAGAAUCAGCUGUCAAAUGGAUUGCCCCGUUUAAAUGUCCGCACGGUUUCCCAGAGUACUGUGGACCCCGCCGAGGUGCGCAAGUUUCAGGCCAUGGCGAGCAAGUGGUGGGACUUGCGGGGAGAGUUUGCAGCCUUGCACUCCAUGAAUGACCUGAGAGUGCCUUUCAUACGGGAUAAUUUGUUGAAUGUGCACGGUGUCCGGCAGUUGGGCAAACCUCUGACUGGGCUCAGAAUACUGGACGUCGGCUGUGGUGGAGGCCUUCUAAGUGAGCCACUAGGAAGGCUUGGAGCUGAUGUCCUGGGAAUUGACCCAGUGGAGGACAGUGUGCGCACCGCAGAGCUGCACUCCUCCUACGAUCCCGAAUUGCGGGAGAGAGUUCGCUAUCAGGCCUGCACCCUGGAAGACCUCGCUGAGGAGGAAGUAGAGGGAUUUCAUGCCGUAGUGGCAUCUGAGGUGGUGGAACAUCUGGCUGACCUGGACGCCUUUGCCAGCUGCUGCCAGCAGGUGUUGAAGCCUGGUGGCUCUCUUUUCAUCACCACUAUUAACAAAACCAAAUUGUCCUACGUUUUUGGGAUUGUGGUAGCGGAGCGGCUGUUAAGGAUUCUUCCGAGUGGCACUCAUGACUGGGAUAAAUUCAUCAGCCCAGAGGAUCUGGAACGACUGUUGGAGUCUUUUGGUUUCUACAUGGAGGCUAUCAGAGGCAUGAUGUACAAUCCUCUCACAGGAGCCUGGAGCUGGCAGCAGAGCACUGCUAUCAACUAUGCUUUACAUGCAGUCAAACCCAAAGAAGAGCCCCAGCCUGACCGGGUCUGGGCUGAGAGUGAGAAUCCGGAUGAGCCAGGUCGAGCCACAAGUCACAGUUGAGCUAUUUUUAAUGUUGAAACUGCUAUCAAACAGACUUCACCUGCUCCAGAAUAGUGUGAUCUCAAAAUGUUGCAUCGUGCAUUGCUGAACCAGUAAAAAUUCUUUGCCUUUUGUUCCUUGAUAAAACAUAUUAUAUCAGACGCAUGAUUCAUAAAACAUCUUUUAUGAAGCUCUUGCUAAGAUGAGAAUUUGAGGUUGACCUUUUGAACCACACAAUAUUCAUAUGUUGAUGUAUAUUAAUUAACUACAAUUUACUUGUGUUUUGUGGUGAUGAUCUCUGGUUCAUGUCAGAGGUCAAAUAGACAGUGAGAAUUAUAUAAUGAUAUUUUUGAUGGCACUUGUAUAAUGAUAUUUUUGAAGUACUUAAUAAAAUGAACACAAAGAAUAGA
Messenger RNA from Rhinichthys klamathensis goyatoka, 1471 nucleotides. It is a transcript of the gene coq3, whose product is annotated as coenzyme Q3 methyltransferase. Gene Ontology annotation, molecular function: 2-methoxy-6-polyprenyl-1,4-benzoquinol methyltransferase activity. The record is from RefSeq and is a predicted model, not a curated record. The coding region runs from base 72 to 1082 and encodes 336 amino acids. The transcript has 6 exons. Lineage: Eukaryota; Metazoa; Chordata; Actinopteri; Cypriniformes; Leuciscidae. Gene Ontology annotation, biological process: ubiquinone biosynthetic process.